Molecule: messenger RNA, 2659 nt
Organism: Cyphomyrmex costatus
Lineage: Eukaryota; Metazoa; Arthropoda; Insecta; Hymenoptera; Formicidae
Gene: how
Product: protein held out wings
Exons: 8
Coding region: 1102-2115 (337 amino acids)
Biological process (GO): regulation of mRNA splicing, via spliceosome
Cellular component (GO): nucleus
Molecular function (GO): mRNA binding
Source: RefSeq, a predicted model, not a curated record
CCAAAGCGCGUGUACUUACUCUUGAAUUCCCGCGACUCGCAUUCCGAUUUUACCCUUCUCACGCAAGCGAGCGAGGGAGAGAGACAUUGUCUCUAUGUAUGUCUAAUCUUUUCUCUCUCUCUCUCUCUCCCUUUGCUGUUCACCCGAUUCUCUCCAUUUCUUUAUUCUUUCUCUCCAAAACUUCGUCGAUCGUUCUAUUUAUCUACAACGCUUCUCUCUCGCUCUCUCCUCUUCCUACGUUCUUCCUCCCUCUCUCCGUCUGCAUUUCCCUCCCUCCCUCUCUCUCCCUUCCUACCGUCGCUCCCACGUCGCUUCUCGCGAUCUACCGCGGCAUGCGUUUUACCAGUGGGAUCGUUCCUGAAAGCGCAAUAGUCUUUAGCGCACGUCAACUGUGACGACGUGAUCAGUGUGUUUCCUCGAGAAAGAAAGAUCAGCUGCCAAGCGAAGCGGGAUAAAAGAAAAAAAGGGAGAGAAUUAUCUCCGAAGAGGAGCUGAUAGGAAAAAGUAUCGAAGAAAUCGGGCGCUGAUACGAGAAGAGAAGCGUGAUUACGUCGCUGAGGAAAGAAAAAAUAAGAGGAAAAGAAGAGAAAAGGGGGAAAGGAAAAGAACAAACGCGACAGGCGAGGCGACUUUACGACUCUCUCGGAGGAGUGUCGCUCGCUCUCCGGCUCCCUCCCCUCUCCUUCCCCCUCUCUCGCGUCCUCCCUCGCGAUCCCUCCACGCUAGCGGGAGUCUUGCCUCUCCUCUUUUCCCUCCCCUCCCGUUCGUCUCUCUCCCACUCGCCGCGUCCCUGUCGUCCCCCCCCCUCCUCUCUUCUUCGUCUUCGCAACGUCGUCGCUGGCCGCCGCCGCCUUCGCUCCGGCUCCUUUUCUUUGACUGCGUCAGUACGUCUCCGCUUGUCCGCGUGCGUUUGGUGCUCUACCGUGACCGGAGAGAGAACAGCUCCGCCGUUCUCCGUCCGUCCCGACACCGCGCCGCCGCUGCCGCCGUCGCCGUCGCCGCUCACUCGCCGCCUCCCCUUUGAGUGUUGCAUUAAGCGUGCCCGCGCGCGCCCAACACGCGCCAACAUUCGCCAUUGAUAGCAGCCGAGUAGAAUUUGCGAUGUGUGAUAAUACUAACACGACGACGCAGAGUAUAGCGGACUACCUGUCACAGUUGCUGAAGGACCGGAAGCAGCUAGCCGCCUUCCCAAAUGUCUUCAUUCACGUGGAACGUCUGCUGGAUGAGGAAAUCGCGAAGGUGCGGGCAAGCCUUUUUCAAAUCAGCGGAGUGAAAAAGGAGCCGCUCAUCUUGCCGGAACCGGAGGGUGACAUUACGACGCUCACGGAGAAGGUCUAUGUACCCGUUAAGGAACACCCAGACUUCAACUUUGUCGGGAGGAUUCUGGGGCCACGGGGCAUGACCGCGAAGCAACUGGAGCAGGAGACAGGAUGUAAAAUCAUGGUGCGCGGGAAAGGAUCGAUGAGGGACAAGAAGAAGGAGGAACAAAAUCGGGGCAAACCAAAUUGGGAGCACCUGACGGACGAGUUGCACGUGCUGCUCACUGUCGAGGACACCGAGAAUCGUGCCACGUUGAAGCUCGCCCGAGCUGUCGAGGAAGUCAAGAAGCUACUCGUGCCCGUGCAGGCUGACGGCGAGGAUGAGCUAAAGAAGAGGCAGCUAAUGGAACUCGCCAUUAUCAAUGGGACUUACCGGGACUCGAAUACAAAGGUUGCCGCCGCGGCAGCCUGCGACGAGGAAUGGCGGCGAGUAGCCGCUGCCGCGGCGGAGACGCAGCGUCUGUUGCCGGGCCUAGCGACACCGAUGCGGACGCCGAGUGCUCCCCUAGGUGCGCCUCUGAUCCUGUCGCCGCGGAUAUCAGUGCCGACGACCGCCGCGUCCUUGCUGAACGGCUCCGGGCCACCUGGUUCACUCCUAUCUGCCGGUGAUCCCCACGGACUCAUCUACACACCGUACGCGGAUUACGCCAACUAUGCCGCCCUGGCCGCGUCGCCGUUGCUCACCGAGUACGCCACUGCUGAUCAUUCUGGCGCAGCGGCGGCCGCCGCCAAGCAGCGUAGGCACCUGGGUCAGAUCCGCGAGCACCCUUAUCAAAGGGCCGGCGCUCUCUCGUGAACACACAGAGACGGUGCGAGUACACAGAGAGAGCGAGAGAGAGAGAGAGAGAAAGAGAGAGAAAAAGAAAGCGAGAGAGAGAGAAAAAGCGAAAAAGAGAGAAAAACAGAGCACUGUUCCCGCGCCAUUGCGGAAAGGCUUGGAGUGCUAACAAUGGAUAUCCACUCGCCCCGUGCUAACACCUGGACUCUGGAACAGCAUCCCGCGUUCGAUCGGUUCACCAACCAGCCGACCACCUUCGCCGUCCGUCCGCGUCACCAGCCCCGUUCGUCAAGCUUAUCCAUCAUCCUGUAUCCUCUUAAUGUUCGGAAACGUUAGUUUCUCCCACGCGUCUCGGCGAUCGAUGGAGUCGUCGUCGAUUGGAAUCCGAGCCACUUCGUGCCGUCGUAAUCCGCCGAUGGCACGAAUAUAAUCGUCUCACUUCGCAAAACGGUAGCGUUGCGAGGUGCAUUAGCAUAAUAUAUAGAGAUUUGGGACUCUAUAUACAUUUUAUAUAUUAUAUAUUUUUAUGUAUAUAAAUAUAUAUUAUAUAUCUUAUAUAGAA